AUUCUACACUUAUAUACGUAAAGUUAAGCAUGUAAUGUUGCUUGACUUGCAACCCAUCCAAAAAAAUGGAUUAGGUACAAAAUAUUCAACAUUUUGACCUAUUUAAUUUAAUUUGAAAAUUAAUCCAAAGACUUUUCAAAAAAUAAAAAAAUAAAAGAAAAGAAAAAAAGAAAAAAAGAAAAUUCUCUUUUAGACGGUUGUUUCUUCAUGUUGGUAAUGGAUGAUUAAAUACAAAUUCCCUCUCCUUCUCUCUCUCGUGAAUCCUCUUUCUCUCUCUACUUUCUCUCUCAUAGUUUCUGCGCUUAUCAUUCCAAUCUCACAUUUCCACUUCCUCGAUCUUCAUCACCAUUUUCUAGGGUUUCAAUUUCCGACGCCAUUGAAGACCUCAACCUAAAGCUUCGCUUCAAUUCAAUUUCAAUUUCAAAUUCAAAUUCAAAAUUAUCCGCAAUUCAUCGAUUCUGAAGCUGUAAUUUGCCGACAUUGUGCUCGUUUUCCGUCGAAAAUUGACGUCCGAUGAAUCGGCGGCGAUGAGGUGGAAGAGGAGAGAGAAAUGGAGGUUAGAUCGGACGGUUUACAGGCGCUGAGGUAUGAUAAGGUUCCGGUGGGUCCAAUGUUUGAGAGAACUAGGUUAAAAGUUUGGUUUAUUAGGGUUUGUUCCAGCAUUUUGUUGUGGACUAUUUUGGUGCAGCUUGUUGCAUUUGGUGAACUAUGGAAUCCUCAUUUCUUCGCUGGUUUCUCCCAUAGAUUAUCGCAUGUUUCCACAUUUUCUCCUAAUGCUCCUCCUCCACCUCCUCUCUUACCUCUAAGAAACUACACAAGUAAUGGUUAUCUAAGAGUAACAUGUAAUGGAGGUUUGAAUCAAAUGCGUGCUGCGAUAUGUGACAUGGUGACAGUUGCUCGUUUCUUAAAUCUCACUUUUGUUGUCCCAGAGCUUGAUAAGACAUCCUUCUGGGCAGAUACAAGGUAUAACUUGUUCGGUUGGGGUAAAGUAUUUCUCUUUGACGCAAUUUUGGAUACUCCUAAUCCCUUUAAAUCUUAUUGCAGUGAUUUUGAGGACAUCUUUGAUGUGAAACAUUUCAUUGAUUCCCUAAGGGAUGAGGUUCGGAUAAUUAGGAGGUUACCAAAGAGAUAUAAUAGGAAGCAUGGUUUUCGGCCGCUGGUUAUGCAACCAAUUAGCUGGUCCAGUGAUAAAUAUUAUUUCCAACAGGUUCUGCCUCUUUUUGAGAAGUAUAAAGUGAUACAUUUUAACAAAACGGAUGCACGUUUAGCGAACAAUGGACUUCCCCUUGAAUUUCAGAGACUCAGGUGCCGUGUUAAUUUUAAGGCUCUAAAAUUCACUCCUGAGAUAGAGGCGCUGGGAUACAAGUUGAUCCAUCUACUUCAAGCAAAGGGGCCUUUUGUUGCUUUGCAUCUGAGAUAUGAGAUGGACAUGCUGGCUUUCUCUGGUUGUAACCAUGGCUGCACUGAGGAGGAAGCUGAGGAACUUAAGCAGAUGAGGUAUGCAUACCCGUGGUGGAGGGACAAGGAGAUCAAUUCUGAAGAGAAGAGGGCUCAAGGUUUAUGUCCUCUUACGCCAGAGGAGACUGCUUUAAUUCUUCAGUCGCUGGGUUUUGAUAAGACUACCCAGAUCUAUAUUGCUUCCGGAGAAAUUUAUGGAAGUGAAAGAAGACUUGCAGCUUUACGGGCUGCAUUUCCUAAUACGAUUAAGAAGGGUAUGCUGCUUGAUCCAGAUGAUUUAAGGCAAUUCCGGAAUCAUUCUUCUCAAAUGGCAGCCUUAGAUUUUAUGGUUUCAGUUGCUAGUAAUACAUUUGUUCCAACGUAUGAUGGAAACAUGGCAAGGCUAGUUGAAGGUCAUCGCAGGUAUCUUGGUUUCAAGAAAACCAUAUUAUUGUAUCGGAAGAGGCUUGUUGGAUUAAUCGAUUUACAUCAGAAUGGAACUUUAUCAUGGGACAGUUUUGUUGUUGCUGUUAACGAGGCACAUGUAAACAGAUCAGGACAACCUGUAUUGAGGAAUGUUAUCCCUGAUAGACCAAAAGAGGAGGAUUAUUUUUAUGCUAAUCCGCAGGAGUGCCUGUGCAAAGAUUUACAUUGCAAUGACGUGAUAGCAGCCAAUAACACAAGUGCUUUACAUCGAGGUUUCAAUUGACAAGUUUGAUACUUAGAGCUAAUUUGUCUAUAAUCAGGUGAUCACGGGUGAGUCCUUGAAAGCCUUUGGUCUGCUUAUCCUGAGAGGUUUGCGCGGCCAUGAAUUCGGAUGCAAAGAUGUCUUGUGAAUAGUCAAGGGAAGUGGAAGGUGAACAUGAAUUCUCGUUCGUACUUGCAGUCUGCUUAAAGCUGAUUUAGUCUUACCAAAACCAGAGUAUAACGAUGCUUUGCACUCAAGGUUGAGUAUAGUCUCUUAGCAAAUUUUAAAAUUAGGAGGUUGCCUCGAUAGGUUACUAUAGUUUAAUCGUGAUCGACUUGGUACAUUUCUGCCAUGAGUUUAGGAGAGAUUGUUUAUGAUGAAGAGUGAUAAGUAGGAGGUAUAAACUGAUAUCAUUCUGCAAAAGCAGCAGUUUGGUUCUCAUUUCUGCCUCUUUUUUUUUUUACCAUAGCUCUCAGCAGAGCAUUAGAAUUUUCGACUUCUAUUUUCUUUUCUCCCUAACUUGUAAAGUGUAAUUCAUUUUUCACCUGAAUCAAACUCCAUAAAAGUUAAUAUAAGUUAUGAAAUGUAAGUUUCUUCUUGACUCGGUAGUAUAAUACGAAGUGUUUUGUCUGUGUGAA
Messenger RNA from Chenopodium quinoa (quinoa), 2763 nucleotides. RefSeq lists its product as uncharacterized. The record is from RefSeq and is a predicted model, not a curated record. NCBI's taxonomy places the organism in Eukaryota, Viridiplantae, Streptophyta, Magnoliopsida, Caryophyllales, Amaranthaceae. Bases 551 to 2146 code for a protein of 531 amino acids. Gene Ontology annotation, cellular component: cytoplasm; chloroplast. The transcript is spliced from 7 exons.